AUGAGUUAUAACAAGGAUCUCGGAGUAAGGCUCAGAUGGGAAGAUGAUCAGGAGGGGAGGGCAUGUUUUUUAAUUUACAUGAGACAUCGUAACGAGGCUGAAAUUCCAAGUCCGAAACCUUCGCCUUCGCCUAAUCCUGGAUCUGCUGCAAAGAAUGAAAACGAGAACCAAAUACACGUCUUCUCAUCUGCUUAUCCUUUCUUCACUUUGCGAUGUCCCAAAACUGAAGGUGGUGACUCAAAUAAUUUAAAAUAUUUAAAAGACAUUACAGAAUCAUUGAAUGAUCAAACUAAUCACUUAACAAGAAAGGUUGAAAUCCUGUCUGAUCUAUUGAUGAAAUCUCCUAAUUGUCCGACUGAAUUAUCAACAAGGCCACCGGAAAAGUCACCAACCAAGCUUCCGACUGAACAACCUACAAUUAAAAAACCUCCAACUAAGCAGCCAGACGAAUCAGAAACGGCACAAUGUGAAGAGUUCAGAUGCAAAGGGAAAUCAUGCCCAGGUGGUACACAACAAUGUCGAUAUAUUGAGCAAUCGCUGCAGCCUUAUUUCACGGAAAUUCUGAGAACUUUUGUUUGCUUAUCAAAAGACAAUAAAAUACUGAAGAAAAUCGAGGACGUCGUUGACAACCAUUCGAAAGGCAAAAGGUUUGAAUUUACAGAAACGUAUUCUAACAAAGACGUUAAAAGAGUAGGCAAAAGAUGCACAACUGAAUAG
Messenger RNA from Clunio marinus, 717 nucleotides. Lineage: Eukaryota; Metazoa; Arthropoda; Insecta; Diptera; Chironomidae. The record is from the annotation of a GenBank genome assembly.